Paramecium pentaurelia is the source of this 489-nucleotide messenger RNA. The record is from the annotation of a GenBank genome assembly. Lineage: Eukaryota; Ciliophora; Oligohymenophorea; Peniculida; Parameciidae.
AUGACAUGUUAUUAUAUUAUUAAUACUGGAAGUUUCUUUGGAGGUAGUCGUGAUUUCAUGAAUUAGUACUUUUGGAUAUUCUGGAGCUGGAAAAGUAUUUAUUAGAUAGAUUCAAUAUUAGUAUAGAAAUGAUCCUACAGUUUAAUGUUUAAAGAACUAAGGACCUGCACCUGCAAAUACAUAUACAUUAAAAACAUGUUAAAAUACGAUAAUAUCGGAUAGAUGGUAAUGAUUAAGAUAAAAUGAGUGGAAGAACAGAAAUUAUGAUACAUCGAUGUGCCUGUUGUACACCAAGUGAUUGGAGAGUACAACCAAUUGAUGGAUGUUCUGCAGGGUUAUAAUUAAUCAUUAGAUGUAUUAUUAUAAAUGAAGAGAAUUAAAAAAAAACAAAGAGUAGGAGACACUUUAUUUGUUUAGGAUUAUGAUCCAUUAAGUAAUAGUAUGAAUUUAGAUGACAUCAUUAUAGAUUAAGAAAUUAUGUAUGAAUGA